AGACGAAGGAAAUGAACGGGUACUUUAGAGAAAAGAUUCGUAAGAGAAAGACGGAGGAGGAAAGGAGAGUGAAGGAAGAGGAGGAAACAAAGAGGAGGGAUGAAGAAAAUAGGAGAGAGAGAGAGAGAGAGAAUGAGGGAAGCGGCGAGGGGAGCAAGGUUGGAAGCACGGAUGGUACGCCUGCUUACGCAGCAUACCACACCGAGUAACAAGAACGAGGAAGUGAUUGGGAAGAAGAAAUCACCCAAGACGAAGGCGAGGAUGCUACGGGAAAUAAGGAGCUAUCUAAUGGAAUCUGAUGACGACAGUGAGGAAGUGAAAGAGGAGGCGGCGAUUGAAAAAAGGAAGGGGAAGAGGAAGAUAGUAGAGGAGGGAAGGAUUUCCAAAAGCUUGAAGAAGGGGUACUACGGAAACCCGGUGAGGGUCGACGACGACGACGAGGAUGAAGUUAGGACCCCACCUCCUAUGAAGAAGGAAUCCGAAGGGGGGACAGGCGGAACAGAAAUGCUCGACUUUGCCAUCGAAAUGCACUGGAGGCUGUUGGAGAAGAAGGUCCCAGAGUUGAGGAAGCUCUGUAGUCAGGAAGUGUUGAAUAGCAUGGAACACCGGCCGAACGUCCUGAGAGAACUGCGGAGGAACCCAGGGAAGAUCAACGGAAUGUACCGGAGAGAUUCGCGUGAACUGGUUGCAUUGUAUAGGACGUGCGCACUCUUCGGAAACAAGAAGGUGCGGAAUCAACUGAAGACAUCGAUCACGAAGGUGGUAAGGGUGAGGUUUGGGGUUGAAAUCAUGAGGAGACCGUGCGUCAAGGUACCAUUCUCCCCGCACAUCCGGUUGGGGGAGGUAAGGAGAAUGGCAGCGGGAGUUGUGGAGAAAUCAGUCACAGAUCCUUAUUUGCACUGGUUUAUAGCGGUGAAGGUGAGGACGGUAACAAAAAACAGGAGGCCGGUGGGUGGCGUGAUCCAUAAGGGCCAUAACCAUUGGACCUUCGCAGAGAUGGAGCAGGCACGAUGUUGCUGCAAUGUCCCGGGGGUACCAGUAACCAACGGUGACAUCAAGGUACGAAUUGACCAAGUACCUGGGCUACCGAGCUCUGUGGUGAAUUCCAUGAACGUGACAUCCGGGUUUGCGGUACUACCUAUGGGAGUAUUGGAAGAUUGCAUUAGGGAAGGGGUGGGUGCAUGGACCAAGGAGGGACCAGUAAGGAUCGAGGGGUCCGAACUAUGCGAGUGUUAUCAGAAAGGACGCAUUGACCAGUCCAAGGCGAUGAGCGUGACGGAGGUGCAGGACGUGAUGAGACCGUACAGGGAGUUAGUCGCCAUGCCCAUCGAUCGGAAUCCGGGCUUGAUGCUACUUCUCUGUCCUCAGCUGUAUAAUAAGGCAUGCAGAGAUGCCUUUAAUCGCAAUCCGAGCUUUUCUCUGGUCAAACAAAGGGAGGAGAUUGUACUUAGGAAGAUGAAAGGAGAAUUCGACCGAAGAGGGUUGAGCAGGAUAGCAAGUGGCAGACCGGUGGGAAGAUCGGCAAGGCAUAUGUUUUGUCGAAGGACAAAGAUUUAGAGCGGUGGAGGCCGAUUUCACCGGCCACCGAUGAUCCAGCAAGGUUGGCAGGAGUAAAAGCUGGUAGAGUCA
This is a messenger RNA of Chara braunii, 1629 nucleotides long. Lineage: Eukaryota; Viridiplantae; Streptophyta; Charophyceae; Charales; Characeae. The record is from the annotation of a GenBank genome assembly.